Molecule: messenger RNA, 1541 nt
Organism: Mastomys coucha (southern multimammate mouse)
Lineage: Eukaryota; Metazoa; Chordata; Mammalia; Rodentia; Muridae
Gene: Galr3
Product: galanin receptor 3
Exons: 2
Coding region: 46-1155 (369 amino acids)
Biological process (GO): neuropeptide signaling pathway; negative regulation of adenylate cyclase activity; adenylate cyclase-modulating G protein-coupled receptor signaling pathway
Cellular component (GO): membrane
Molecular function (GO): galanin receptor activity
Source: RefSeq, a predicted model, not a curated record
GCCUCCUGUCUGAAGACCCAUUUUCUCUUUCUCAUUUGUUAGAAAAUGACUGACAUCCAGAACAUUUCGUUGGAUAGCCCUGGGAGCGUAGGGGCUGUGGCAGUGCCUGUGGUCUUUGCCCUCAUCUUCCUGUUAGGCAUGGUAGGCAAUGGGCUGGUGUUGGCCGUGCUGCUGCAGCCUGGCCCAAGUGCCUGGCAGGAGCCGGGCAGUACCACGGAUCUCUUCAUCCUCAACUUGGCGGUGGCCGACCUUUGCUUCAUCCUGUGCUGCGUGCCCUUCCAGGCGGCCAUCUACACACUGGACGCCUGGCUCUUUGGGGCUUUCGUGUGCAAGACGGUUCAUCUGCUCAUCUACCUCACCAUGUAUGCUAGCAGCUUCACCCUGGCGGCUGUCUCAGUGGACAGGUACCUGGCCGUGCGCCACCCGCUGCGCUCCCGGGCCCUGCGCACCCCGCGCAACGCGCGCGCCGCCGUGGGGCUCGUGUGGCUGCUGGCGGCGCUCUUUUCCGCGCCCUACCUAAGCUACUACGGCACGGUUCGCUAUGGCGCGCUCGAGCUCUGCGUGCCCGCCUGGGAGGACGCGCGGCGGCGCGCGCUGGACGUGGCCACCUUCGCUGCGGGCUACCUGCUGCCGGUGGCCGUGGUGAGCCUGGCCUACGGGCGCACGUUGUGCUUCCUGUGGGCCGCCGUGGGUCCCGCGGGCGCGGCGGCGGCAGAAGCGCGCAGACGGACGACCGGCCGCGCGGGGCGCGCCAUGCUGGCGGUGGCCGCGCUCUACGCGCUCUGCUGGGGCCCGCACCACGCGCUCAUCCUCUGCUUCUGGUACGGCCGCUUCGCCUUCAGCCCGGCCACCUACGCCUGUCGCCUGGCCUCGCACUGCCUCGCCUACGCCAACUCCUGCCUCAACCCGCUCGUCUACUCGCUCGCCUCGCGCCACUUCCGCGCGCGCUUCCGCCGCCUGUGGCCCUGCGGCCGUCGCCGCCACCGCCACCACCACCGCGUUCAUCGAGCCCUCCGUCGUGUCCAGCCGGCGUCUUCGGGCCCGGCCGGUUAUCCCGGCGACGCCAGACCUCGCGGUUGGAGUGUGGAUCCCAGAGGUGAUGCCCUGCGCGCUGGAGAGACUGGACUAACCCUGUCCGCCAGGGGACCCCAAUAACCCUGCCUGCUUGGACUCUAACAGCUGUCGGUCUGUCCUCUUCCCUGGGCAGCAGAAUGUCACCAAGUAGCAUCUAGGCCAUGGCAGCCUCGCCAGGCUUCACCGAAAAGCAGAGGCAAAGUUGCAGAGACACAUGGGUGGUUAAUAUUGGCCCACCUAAUUAGGCACAGGGUCCCAAAGCAGGCAGACUCAGCCCCUCUCCAGAGCCAGUCUAGCAGGACAACAGUCCAUUCACCUGGCCGUAGCAUCCACGCCCAGUUUUUCUGUCACCUUUGACUAGAUCCCUUUGGUCCCAAGCCCUGGCUUAACUUAAGUAUUCUCGGGGAGGGGGCAGACACUAAUUCAGGUACACCAGGCUGGCCUAGAACUGGCUACUGUAAAGAAGG